Malania oleifera is the source of this 943-nucleotide messenger RNA. Its product is annotated as 17.3 kDa class II heat shock protein-like. The record is from RefSeq and is a predicted model, not a curated record. Gene Ontology annotation, biological process: protein complex oligomerization; response to heat; response to hydrogen peroxide. Bases 243 to 716 code for a protein of 157 amino acids. The transcript has a single exon. NCBI's taxonomy places the organism in Eukaryota, Viridiplantae, Streptophyta, Magnoliopsida, Santalales, Ximeniaceae.
CUUUCUACAACAUUCUGGACCCUUGUGGAAUUGAAGUCACGGAAGCUCCUGGAAAGUUCCCAAAUCCCCCAUCACCCUCCAGAGACCUCCUCCUCUGCGCCACUCGCCGCCCACUCCCUAUAAAAUCUCAUCCACCCCUUUCCCCGAAUUGCAACAAUCAAAGCAAUUGUAGAAAAAAAAAAAAAAACGUUUUUGGAAUUUCACAACCCAGAAGGGGAUUUAGAAGAUCGAAGAAGAAAAAGAUGGAUAUGAGGAUCAUGGGCUUCGACUCGCCUCUGUUCUCCACUCUGCAACACAUUCUGGACGGGGCCGACGAGGGGGAUAAGUCCUUCAGCGCGCCCACCCAGACCUACGUGCGGGACGCGAAGGCGAUGGCGGCGACGCCGGCGGACGUGAAGGAAUACCCGAAUUCGUAUGUGUUCGUGGUGGACAUGCCGGGGCUGAAGAGCGGCAACAUCAAGGUGCAGGUGGAGGACGACAAUGUGCUGCUCAUAAGUGGCGAGAGGAAGCGGGAGGCGGAGGAAAAGGACGGUGCCAAGUACGUGAGGAUGGAGCGCAGGGUGGGCAAGUUCAUGAGGAAGUUCUCCCUGCCGGAGAAUGCCAACACUGAUGCCAUUUCGGCGGUUUGUCAGGACGGCGUGCUGACGGUGACGGUGGAGAAGUUGCCGCCGCCAGAGCCCAAGAAACGCAAGGCCAUCGAGGUCAAGGUCGCUUAAGAGGAAGAGAUUUCGGAUUUUGGGUCUUCAAAUCCUGUCGUGUGUCUCUGUUACCCCUGUUUGUUUUCUCCGGUGAGCGGUGAUGGUUUGGGUUUGGUAAUUGCUGUAUUCAGUGUGUUGUUUAUGUGUAACUAGCUUCUCAUAUGGAGCAUUGCAGCUGGUGAUGAGGUGAUUUUCUAUGAGUAAUUUCAAGUAUCAGCAGUAAAAGUUUUUAUGUUAACGAAAAA